UCUAUGGUAGCAUGCAUCCAGGGAGCAGAGUACGACAGCCAUGACUCACGAGGGGGAGGGGCUUGUAGAUGAAUGGCCAUGAAUAUUCGAUUCAUGUACUCCUGCUUUCAUCAUGGUGCAAACAAAUCACUGAAAGAGAAUGAAGAGAGUGUUGGUGUACACUGAUGGUGGAGAGGGGGCUUCCCCUAACUGUGUAGCCAUGGUAAUGGACAGUCUAGACAAAGCACUCCCGUCUCUUGGUCACACUUACAGUGUGCAGACCACCACCAGUGAGGAGAUUAUCACUGGUGACUGGAUGAAUGAUAGUAGACUGCUUGUCAUGCCAGGUGGUAAGGACUUGCCGUACGUCAAGGAAUUAGAAGGGCAAGGAAACGAUAAUAUUCGACAAUUUGUAUCAGCUGGUGGAGCUUAUCUGGGACUGUGUGCAGGUGGUUACUAUGGUUGUGCAUAUGUGGAGUUUGCUGUGGGAGACCCAAGCAUGGAAGUGGUGGGACCGAGAGAGCUUAAGUUCUUCCCAGGCAUUGGAAGAGGACCUCACUUCCCUGGCUUUGACUACAAGAGCAAUGCCGGAGCUAGAGCAGUCCCCAUAGCAAUGGAACACACAGCCGACUCAAGUCUCUCAGUAUUUUAUAAUGGAGGGGGGACGUUUGUACCAUUCGAAAUGGAAAAGGGAGGCUAUGAAGUGCUGGCAGGAUAUGAGAACUCAGAGCCAUGUAUUGUACAGUGUAACUGUGGAGAGGGGAAGGUUGUACUGAGUGGAGUGCACUUUGAGGCCAGUGCAAAGAUGCUCAAAUCCUGUUACCCUGGAGACAGAUACAUCGCUAAGUUACUGCCAGAAAUUGAGAAGUUUGAGAAACAGAGACAAACUUUAUUUAGCAAUAUCAUCAAACUGCUUGUAACGUAGGCAUACAUUGUUAAAUUAAUUUAGGGAUUAUUCAGAACAUGAUUAUCAUCAACAAAAUAUUAUAUAUAUAAUUCAAUACAUGCACCGCACAAGUGUUUACACAAAUUGUGCAAGUAAUUGCUGUUAUUGUCUG
This is a messenger RNA of Halichondria panicea, 1037 nucleotides long. RefSeq lists its product as uncharacterized. The coding region runs from base 140 to 904 and encodes 254 amino acids. The transcript is spliced from 3 exons. NCBI's taxonomy places the organism in Eukaryota, Metazoa, Porifera, Demospongiae, Suberitida, Halichondriidae. The record is from RefSeq and is a predicted model, not a curated record.